This is a messenger RNA of Diprion similis, 1461 nucleotides long. RefSeq names its product juvenile hormone esterase-like. Bases 76 to 1461 code for a protein of 461 amino acids. Lineage: Eukaryota; Metazoa; Arthropoda; Insecta; Hymenoptera; Diprionidae. The record is from RefSeq and is a predicted model, not a curated record. The transcript is spliced from 6 exons.
AGCCGUGAAAACAUUCCACCAGCGAGAUUCGCCAGAGUCGAGUUUGAUCUCAUCGGACAACAUCGCGUGACGACAAUGGCUUCAAGUUCAGGGGCGAGGUGUCUUUUUCUCUUACUAUCGCUCAACAUAUUUUACUUGUCGAGUUAUGGUUACUUCGAUGGAACUACUCAACCGGAAGUGACCAUUUCUCAAGGGACUUUGCGGGGAAAAGUUGUGACCACCACCCACGGCCGAAAGGUGGCGGCUUUUCUGGGAAUUCCGUAUGGACAACCACCGAUAGGAAAUAGGAGAUUUGCCAACCCGCAGCCAGCGGGUGGUUGGAAAGGAAUUCGAAAUGCUACUGCCGAUGGAAGCAUGUGUCCCCAAAUAGAUAGCAAAGACCUUACCACUGUCAUCGGGGACGAAGACUGUCUGAACCUGAACGUGUUCGUACCGCAGAUACGCAACGGUAAGGACUCCUCGCUACUUCCGGUAAUGGCAUACGUUUUCGGUGGGAGGUUCAUGUUGGGCUCUAUCAACUCAACGAUGUACGGCCCGACGUAUCUUUUGAACCAUGAUGUAGUUCUCGUCUCCUUCAACUAUCGUCUGAGUGCUCUGGGGUUCUUGAGCACUGGCGACAAAGUGGCUUCCGGAAACUGGGGCCUGAAGGACCAGGUUCUUGCGCUCAAGUGGGUGCAGCGUAACAUCAGACACUUUUACGGUGACCCUGAUCAAGUGACACUAUUCGGCCACAGCUCAGGGAGUGCAUGCGUUCAGCUUCUGACGCUUUCGAAAUUGACAAUUGGGUUGUAUGAAAGUGAGGAGUUUUUUGAGGAAUUUGUGGAAAACUUUGAUCACUUACUGUCGACUCUACUGUACUGGACGUAUCAACCGGACUCCGGAGCCGCUUGGAUCAAGGCCGUCAAGUCGUACUAUUUCAAUGACAUUGAAAAAAUGAAUAGAAAUGAGUUCCUGAAUAACUUGACGUUACUCAUUGGCGAUGGUUUGUUCAACUAUCCAGUGCACUCCUCCCUCUUAGAACAGUUUGCAUUGGGAGUGAACCCCCAAUAUUUCUACGUCUUCAAUUAUCGGGGCACCUGGAGUAACACUUACACUUACGGAAGAACUCUUGUGGACUACGGCGUAGCACACGUGGAUGAUCUUGUUUACAUUUUUCCAUAUAUAGACCACAAUGUUGCCUUAGCUCUUAACAAAACCAUUAAUGAAAAUGAUGCGCAAAUGAUAGAAAUCAUGACACAAUUGUGGACAUCCUUUGCGAUUCACGGUAAACCGUUAACCUCGUCUUUUUGCGGAAACACAACAUGGACGCCGUACUCUGAAAAGGACAAUUACCUUCAGAUAGGAAACAAAUCCGAAAUCACGCUAGAAAUGAAACAUGUCUUCUUAAGAGAGCGAAUGCGAUUUUGGGCUAACUUGGUAGAAAGUGAGAUAGAGCCAGAAGCCAUUGUGACGAUCAACUAA